AUGGGCCCUCCCCGGACGCCCGGAAAGCAGGGAUCGGCGCUGAAGAAAGGAUUCAAGACCCCCAUCAAGUCCGCCAGCAAGCCGUCGGCGGCCUCGAGCGUGCCGAGCAAGGCGAAAGCAAAGUUGCGUGUCGACAGCAGCAAAAAUGAGGGCCGUGGUGACGAUGCCUUGAAUCCUCACCAGCAGCACGAGAGCGAUGGCGAAGAGCAGCAAGUCGGGGCCCGGCACGGCGGCCAAACCGGACUGAAGCAGCAGCGGCAGGAGCAGCAGCGGAAGCAGGAGCGCCAGGAGCGGCGGCAGCAGCAGCAGCAGCGGCGGCGGAAACCAGAUAGCGAGGACGGCGCCGAGCAGGGUGAUGAUGACGUGGACGGUGAGCAGCCCGGCGACAGCAGCGAUGGCCGCGGCGCCCCAUCCAGCGAGGAUGGCCGCAGCAGCAAGGACGGGGGCGCCGGCGCGGCCCGCGAGGCGGCAGCAGCAGCAGCAGCAGGCGGCGGGGGGCAGGGCGGCGCGGGCGACGGCGGCUUGGAGGCUGUGGAGAGGGGCCUGGCGGCGCUGAAUUCAGACGGCGGCGCGGCAGCGCUGCUGGCGGAUGAGCCCGAGUUGCUGGCCCUCCUCAAUGACAUGCAGGGGUCGCUGGCGGAGGUCCGCGGCCGCGUCGCGCCGCUGCUGUCCGAGGUUGCGGGCGGCGGCCUCCGCACGUCCGAGGGGCUGUCGUACCUGGAGGCUAAGCACCUGCUGCUGCUGCAGUACUGCGCCUGCCUGGUGGUUUACAUCAUGCUGCGGGCGGAGGGCCGGAAGGUGGAGGGGCACCCGGUGGUCACCAGGCUGGUGCAGCUGCGCGCCUACCUCGAGCGCACCCGCCCGAUCGACAAGCAGCUGGCCUACCAGAUAGACAAACUCCUGCGCGCCACGUCAUCCGGCGACGCCGGCACCGGCGGCGACGCGGACGCCGGCACAGGCACGGGCGUUGACGGCGGCGGCGAGGACGCGCCCGCUGUGGCAGCCGGCGGCGACGAAGACGCGCUGCGCUACCGCCCCAACCCUGCGGCGCUCCAGACCAAGGCGCCGCUCAGCGGCGGGCUCGGCGGGGGCGAGGGGGGCGAGGGUGGCGAGGGCGCUGGCGGCGUGUACCGGCCGCCGCGGCUCAACCCUGUGGCUAUGGAAGAAGACCUGGCAGCUUCCCGGCAGGAGCGGCGGCGGGCGGUGGAGCAGAAGCGGCGCGCCAAGGGCAGCUCCCUGGUGCGCGAGCUGGCACAGGAGCUGGCGGGCGCCCCGGACGAGGUGGAGGCCCUGCUGCCCGGGAUGGACGGCGCCGCGGCGGCCGCGACGCGCCGGCGCCUGGAGGCGCGCGCGGCGCAGGAGGAGGAGCUGAUGAUGCGGGUGCCCCUGGGGAAGGCGGAGGUCAAGAGGCUCAAGGCGCAGAGGAGGGCCGGCCUCUCCAGCCAGGGCUUCCUGGACGGCUUCGAGGACGAGGUGGCCGACCUGGUGGGGUUGGCCGCUGCAGACAGCCGCGGCCGCGGCGGCAGUGCCAAGGGCAGGGCCGCGGCGCCGCGGCAGGGGGCGCCGCUGGACGACGGGUUCGGGUUCGGCGGCGGAGGGUUUGAGUUCGAGACUGGGGCUGGCCAGAAACGGCGCGCCGCCGGCGGCCCGGACGAGCUCUUUUCCGCGUCAAAGGCGGCGCGUGCGGCGGCGGGCAAGGGACAGAAGCGGCGGCGUUGA
Molecule: messenger RNA, 1719 nt
Organism: Monoraphidium neglectum
Lineage: Eukaryota; Viridiplantae; Chlorophyta; Chlorophyceae; Sphaeropleales; Selenastraceae
Product: Neuroguidin
Exons: 8
Coding region: 1-1719 (572 amino acids)
Biological process (GO): maturation of SSU-rRNA from tricistronic rRNA transcript (SSU-rRNA, 5.8S rRNA, LSU-rRNA)
Cellular component (GO): nucleolus; small-subunit processome
Source: RefSeq, a predicted model, not a curated record